Molecule: messenger RNA, 1186 nt
Organism: Phytophthora nicotianae INRA-310
Lineage: Eukaryota; Oomycota; Peronosporomycetes; Peronosporales; Peronosporaceae
Exons: 3
Coding region: 24-1157 (377 amino acids)
Source: RefSeq, a predicted model, not a curated record
AGUAUCUGACAAGGCAAGGCGCCAUGAACAGCAUACUGUCGACAUUGACGUGGGGCACCUGGGAUGAUGCGGAAUGGGGCCUCGCAAGCGACCUAGCCGUAGCCUCGGCCGCCACUACUACGCAUGCAGCUUCUGGCCCCGCGACUUCAUCUCAAAAGCAGCGAAGUCUCCGCAAACUGCGUAAAAAGGGGCUACAGGCGCCCAAGAACUCGCAGCUUUGGUUCGAGGAACUGCUGGAACGCGUAGAAGGCACACAGUUCGGUCGUAGCAACGCUAACUAUCGCUGCAACCCCUUCAAAUGUCACCACACGUCGGAAGAGUAUUGUAUCGAUGCACAGCAGGAGGGCAUCCCGUGGGAGGAUUUGCCCGACGGAAUCCACCCUCGCGACGGCAAACUGUCAGCAGAGCGAGCAAGGAACAAGCGACAGCAAGUGGACAACCUCGCAGUCUUCUUGCGACGCAUUUUAAGGCCAGGCGAUGUGGUGGUAGAGUUCUGUGCAGGAUCCGGAUACGUAGCCCUACCACUUGCUUGUCUAUUUCCGCAAUGCAAAUUUGUCCUACUUGAUAAGAAGGAGCCUUCGCUCGCAAUUGCGAAGGAGCGUAUUGCUGCUGCCCAGUUGACCAACGUGGAGAUUUUCUGCGGGUACAUCGAUGAUUAUCACAAGCCUUUUGACGUGGGUAUUGCGCUGCACGCUUGUGGCGAAGCCACUGACAUGGUGAUGCAGAAGUCUCUUGCAGAACGAGCCGCGUACGUGCUGGCUCCGUGUUGCGUCGGUAAGAUCAAGCUGAGCGAGCUGGCCUACCCUCGUUCAGCUACCUUGGCUGCUGAGCUCACACGUACCGAAUACGAGGUGCUGGCGAAGGCUGCAGACUUCGGUCACUCGAGCAGCACUACUAUGGCCCACACCGACAUCAAUCGCAGACGUCGACGCUGCAAGACGCUCCUUGAGAGUGAUCGCAACAUGCGCGCUGAAGAAGCACAGUACGAUACGUUCAUGUUCGUUAUGCACCCUCCUACUGCUACGCCGAAGAACGACGUACUGGUUGGGAUCCCACGAAAUCUCACGGCUGAGCAAAGCGACCGGCUGUUCCAGCUCGAGUGCGAGGCUGCUCUAUCGACCGACGCGCUCGUACACAAAGCAAUGUUCGGCGUAUAGACAAAUAAUAGAUUGUAUGUUUGCCUUGA